Molecule: messenger RNA, 5172 nt
Organism: Bemisia tabaci
Lineage: Eukaryota; Metazoa; Arthropoda; Insecta; Hemiptera; Aleyrodidae
Product: protein FAM8A1
Source: RefSeq, a predicted model, not a curated record
AUGACAUUUGAGCCAGGAGCAAAGAACUUCUACUUCGUAUUUUACAGGUUUUUCAUUAGUUUUUGCCAAUAAUUUCUCAUGAAAAUACCAGUCGAGUACUCAUUCUAAUUGUUGUGCAUAAUGUAAUCAACUGUUGAACCCUCGGUAGCUUUUCAUCUGCAAGUUCUAACAGGUCUUCUUCCAGAGGCAAAUUUUUGCUGAUGGAACCUCUCAUCCAAGUGUCUUCAUUCCGGGAUAUAUCAUUGAAGCAGUCCGGCCGUUCUAAUUAAAGCUCUACUUUCUGUGUUGGUUUUUCGUUAUCUCUCAAUACAUUAAAAUUUGUGUGUCAAUGUCUCUUUUGAACACUUGAAACAGUCAUCAUCGAAAGUCGUUUGAAUCGUUUUACCCAAUGUUUCAUCUUUAUCAGUAAAAGGAUGAUUUCCUUUUUAUAAUUACGCACUCAUGCAGUAAAACCAGUUAUUCUUAUCAGACUGAGCUCAUUGCACUUAUUGUUGACGGUGAUGGGGGCUGAUGAAGCAUCAAGUAAUUUGCAUCAUCCAAAGGAUCCCAGUAAUGACGCCAAAGGGCAGAAAGAAUCGCACAACUCUACACGGGCAGAAUACUUUGUUAAUUUAGAAAAAUGGUUGAACAGUUUCUAUGUUUAUCAAAGUCUGAGAGCCACGCAACCUUACUUUCUAUUGUAUAAUCAGUUCAACAGUGUUUCGAAUGGAGGAUUCCUGCCCUGGCCAACGAACAACCUUAACAUCACAAGACAGUUUCAAACAGCCGCGUCAGGCUAUCUUAAUACUCCUAGUGCACAACAAGGUUUACAAUGCCAUAUUCCUCCUUUGUGGAAACGCCUUGCAGCCGAGUUACUGGACUUUUUUGUCCUCUUCUUUGUGAAAGUUGUAAUCACCUUUGUCGUUGUAGAUUCUUUUGAUUUGAUAGACUUGAACAAAUUUGAUCUUGAAAUUAUUCAGAAAGAUUUAAAGUACGAUAAUCAGGCAGCGAUGCAAGUUCUUUAUGAAAUCGUAUUACUGGAAGGAAUUCAUCGAAUAGUUGUUUGCUUAUUUGAAACUUUCUGGUUGCAAAGCGAAAUUGGACAAAGACUUGGAGGUGCGACCCCUGGAAAAAGUCUUCUUGGAUUGCGAGUGGUUGCGUGUGACAGAAUAACUCCAGUUCAAGGUGAUGAAGUGAUCGUAUACCCAGGCAAGAAUCUAACGGUUGCACGUGCAUUCUAUCGAUCAUCAAUGAAAAACCUAGUACAUGCCAUUUUUAUACCAGCAAGUUUAGGAUUUUUAUAUUUUCAGUUUAACCGAUUCGGGUAUGAUGUUCUGUGCGGCACUGUUGUCAUUGAGGACUCUCCUUCGAUAAGAGACCGCUUACAGCCGAGAUAAUUUCAUACAAGAUGGAAAGAAUUAAGUUACCAAAAAUGAUGUUGGUAGAAGUUUUGAUUUUUAUUAACCGCAGAAAAAUUAUUGCUUUCCUCCGUUUCUUAGAGGAGGAAAUCAUGAAAUGAUUGUAUGAAAAAUUCGACAGUGCGGCUGCAAUGAGGGUCUAUUUAAAAUAUUGAUUCAUUUUUUGGAGAUGCUCUCUGCUGAGAGUUUACCUAUUUCAUUCAGCUCGUGAGGGUUUUUUUUUGUUUUCGUUCUAAUAUUUUGUUUUCUUGUCUAAUUUUCUCUCUUAUCAAUUUUUGAAAAUUGAAUUCCUGAAGAUAAAUAAGUAGAAAAAUGAAAUGAGAGGGAGGAAAAAUUAGUGUCAUGUUACCAAUACAUAUUUUCCUAGUGUUUUGAAAUAGGCUCUCCACUCCAUUGACUUAUAACACAAUCUAGACCACGCACUAGACCCGACUUCAGGCGGGGGAGGUAAGACAGCUAAGGGGGUAAAUCAGUGUAAAGAUGGUAAAGACGCGCCUUCAGCUUAGUUGAUACAGCCGGAUAUACGAAGCGCACCAGGCAAUGGCACAGGCAAGAAUGGCAUUUUCAUUGUCUCAGUACAUAUUGGAUUGCUAUAUGUACUGAGACAAUCCGCGUUGCCUAUCGUUUUGCCGAAAUUUCGGAAUGCGUGGUCUAGAUUGUAUUAUACGUCAAUGCUCCACUCAGAUGACAGUAUCUUUAUUUUCAGUCAAUUCUAAUCACUGCACUGCAUCAUGAAUUUGUAUUGGGUCUUUGCAUAAAUCAUACCAAAAUAGAAAUAUCCCAUUUUAUAGUGUUUUUUUAAUAAUGUUUAGAGGUGCGUCAACUCUCAAGGGGUUUCAAUUGGGGCUUGAUCUGCCGUUUACUAGAAUUUUGAUCUAUGAUUUUUUAAAGCUUUUUAUAGAAGCAUAUUUUAUCAUGAAGCACGUACCACACAUCAUGAUAUUUGACUCUCUCUAGAAUUUAUGUUCACUUAUCUAUUAGUUACAAUCAUCUUGAUUUGCGCAUUGGGCACCAUUGAUCAUACACCACUCGUAACAAAGCAAUCAAGGAAUUUUAGCAAGAUAAGGCCAUUGCCAAAUAAAUUCUUGGAACAAUCCUUCCUUAUCUUCUUCAGAUUGUCCUCCUAAAGAAGUUAGGAUUUGUUGGUCAUUAGUAUUCAAUUAAUCAGUAUAUUGAAUUAACUGAUUUUCAAUAGAAGUUUUCAAAUUUCUAACAAAAACAAAAAAACAGAAAUGAUGUGCUGUAAGCAUAUGAGGACUUAUAUGGAACAAUAGCGGAUGUCGAGUUUUCACAUUGUGAGAAAUUGCACUUGAAGUUUUCGAAGCUUUGCACUUUGCCGCCCAUAGAAAUGAGAGGAUCCUCACAAAGAUUUUCAUGAAGAGAAACUUUCCCUGUAAAAAACAUGCGUUUUACUAUUAAUGUAAGUAAAAAAUUGAAGGAGUAACAGGGGUUUGAAAAAAUGUAACAUCCGCUAUUUUUACUGAGAACAUUUUUUCAAGCAUGAAACAAGAUUUUCAGGAAGGGUAAGGCUGGUGAAACAAUUGAAAUGAACCGAAAAUAAGUCAAUGCUGAGUCAUUUAAUAAAAUUGAACCAAAAACUAAACCGUUUGUAACUUCUACAACAAAAAUAAGGAACAAAUUAUAAAAUCAGUUAAAAAAUCAAAAUUUCUGAGACAGUCCCGACACGUAUCAUUUGAGUGUCAGCUGCAGCUCAUGGCUAGUGCGUAGGCAUUUAUCGCAAGUGCAUUUGAAUCUCCACGGUGUCCUACCUUGCCGGCUGGGGAGAACAGUAGAUUCUCAUAUCCGCUGUUUUUAAAAAUAACGUGGUUUUCAGUUCAUAUCUCACCGAAAAAUUGCGCUGGAAGUCUGAAACUUUGCACAGGCAUUCUUGAGGGCUCCAGUCUUCGAAAAAAGCGUUUUCCCUAAAAAUGACGGAUGUCAGCAACCGCUAUUGUUAUAAGUCCUCAUAUAGAAUGCACAACUUAUACUUUCUAAACAAUCUUCAGCAAAAUUUUUAUAACUGCUGAUGCUUGGCAUGUUAAUGAAUCAGUUCAUUCCCCUCCCUCGUUUGCACUGUUAUGGUUGAAAAUUAACCACAAAAAAGGUAUGUACUAAAAGUAGACACUAUCACCAAAAGAAAAAAUUCUCAGUUACCGUUUCCAAAAUCAAUCCUCUGUUCCAUUGAAAUGUAUUUAUUUUCAUUUUAUUAUGCAUCAUAUAGCUUGCCUCCACUCAAAUUUAAAUAAGGGUGGUCUCUAAUGCUUGAACAAAAUUAUAUGUUGCAUGUAAGUAUAGUUUAAUUUGCAUUGUUAAAAUAUUACUAGUUUGAGGCCAAUCUUAGCUGUUCCUCAGUCUACUAUUGUAACGAUACAACAAGACACAACAACCUGGAAGAAAAGCAAAAACCACUUUCAUGACAAAGUGCUUUUUCCUCUCAGUUUUAGAUAUUCCGAUUUAGUCCCUCUUGCAACAGCGAGCGGAGACAAGCAAUCCUUUCUGAACUGCAUCAAUUUAUUGAUUCAGAAUUGUAUAAUUGUCAAAAAAUUAGCUCAUCUAUUGAGGAGAAUAGGUCAGUUGCGCUGAUCAUAGAAUCAUUUUGAUGCUUAAUCCUUGUCGAUCAGCUAAAAAUAUUAAGACCCGUCCAAACAGCAGCUUUCUACGUUUAACGGAGGUACAUGCUUUGAAAAUUUCGGUAUAAGACGUCAUCAACUGCGGUAGUGACACGCUUGGUUUCUUCCAUCUUGCUUUCAUCCGUGUGACACGCUAAGUAACCUGAGCCAAUAAGUGUUUCCUUGACUGAUGAGAGCAAGGUGGAAGAGACCAAUGAUGUCACUACUGCAGUGGAUGAUGUCAAAAACCGAAUUUGUCUUCAACGUAGAAGGUUGUUGUUUGGACAGAUCUUUUUAUUUUUAGCUGAUCUGCAAGAAUCAAGUAUCAAAACAUGAUUCUAAGACCCGCGUAACUGACCCAAUGAAGAAGAAAGUCAAUCAUUAAAUUUAUUUUCUCCAUAAGUUAAUAGUUUGAUGUAUAUAGGUAUAAAGUGACAAUAUAGUAUAGGCUGUACAACAAGUUUAGCCUGAAAUUUAACAGUGUUUUGCGUUAAUAUGAUCCUACUGUAUGAAGCAUUAGGCGAUCUGACAGCAGUGAUCGUCGAAAAGCUCUUUCUAAAAAGUCUUUAAAGAAUGGUUAAAAUUUUCAAAUAAGGAAACCCUUUUUGUAUAUUCUUUAAUAUUGAGGUGCGUUGUUUUUAUUCCAUUUUUCUCUUUUUGCGGCAAACUUAUGAAACUUUAAAUUUAUUUUUUUCAAGUCGUACAACUUUCAUGAAUUUGCACUAGUGGUUAGUCUUGGAAAUAAUAUUGAUCUCAGGUGUUUAAUUUUUUCUGUUUUAAGCGAUUCCUUUAAUAUUCCUUUUCAGUCAAGUAGGUGCUCUGCAGAUGAUAUCAGAACCUAUUAUUACUUCUUGAUUUUAAAGCCAAUAAUUCCAUUCUAAGUUUUAGUGUUUAGAAUGUUGUAAUUGUUUGCAUUUGACAAAUUAAAUAUUAAAUCUGUUCUACUACUCAUUUCUUCCCGGGGUUUUUGAUCAUUUUAAAAUAUGUAACAAAGGAUUCUUGAGUAAGUAAAAGAGCAUUCUUUCACUGUCAGUAAGAAAUAACUUCAACAGGUUUUAAGAGUGCGUCUUAGAAUGAUUCCAAUUUUUCCAAGCAGGCUUGAUAAAGGCUAUCUAGGUAUAUGUUUCUGUGAUUGUUGCCAAAAUAAAUAAGUGCUCCAGUACCUA